This is a messenger RNA of Xenopus tropicalis (tropical clawed frog), 5915 nucleotides long. It is a transcript of the gene adap1, whose product is annotated as ArfGAP with dual PH domains 1. Gene Ontology annotation, cellular component: cytoplasm. The record is from RefSeq and is marked validated. NCBI's taxonomy places the organism in Eukaryota, Metazoa, Chordata, Amphibia, Anura, Pipidae. Gene Ontology annotation, molecular function: GTPase activator activity; phosphatidylinositol bisphosphate binding; anion binding.
GUCCACUUUGAAUGGGAGAGAGAGGAGGAGUUCCCCGGCGGCAGUUGUGACAGACAGACGCGCACUGUGUGCGCUCCUGCAGAGCACUGAGACUGCACCUGCAGCAAUGAGCAACGGGAGUCCCUCCCUGCUGUCCCCCCUUGCCUAGAUCCCAGCGCUGAGUAAGAGGCAGGAGGGGUGGGAGAGUGAGGGGAUAUCAGGAUAGCAGGGCACCAUGGCGGAAGAAAGGAACAAGAGAGCCGUGACUGAGCUGGCACGGAAACCGGGCAACACUGUGUGCGCUGACUGUGGGGCACCAGAUCCAGACUGGGCAUCAUAUACACUCGGGUUGUUUGUUUGCUUAAGCUGUUCUGGAAUCCAUCGGAACAUUCCCCAGAUCAGCAGAGUAAAAUCUGUCCAUUUAGACCCCUGGGACGAUGUGCAGAUUGAGUACAUGUCUUGUCUGGGAAACAAAGUAGCAGAAGCAAAAUAUGAAUCUAAAGUGCCAGCGUUUUAUUACAAACCCGCCUCUUCUGAUUGCCAAGUGCUGCGGGAGCAAUGGAUCAGGGCCAAGUACGAGAGGAAAGAAUUCAUUCUGAUUGAGAAGCAGGAGCCCUAUUCUGCAGGUUAUAGAGAAGGACUUCUCUGGAAGCGAGGACGAGACAACGGGCAGUUUCUAAGCAGAAAAUUUGUGCUUUCAGAACGUGAAGGAGCAUUAAAAUAUUUUAACAAAAACGACGCAAAGGAGCCCAAAGCAGUUAUGAAGAUUGAAUAUAUAAAUGCUACUUUCCAGCCGGCCAAGAUUGGGAACCCAAACGGCCUGCAAAUUACCUAUUUGAAGGAUAACAGUACAAGGAAUAUCUUUGUGUAUCAUGAGGAUGGGAAGGAGAUUGUAGACUGGUUCAAUGCCAUUCGAGCUGCCCGCUUUCACUACUUACAAGUGGCCUAUCCCCGUGCCCGGGACAUUGAGCUGGUGCCAAAACUGACAAGGAAUUUUCUGAAAGAAGGCUUCAUGGAAAAAACAGGUCCAAAGCACACAGAAGGCUUUAAAAAACGAUGGUUUACUCUGGACGACAGAAGGUUAAUGUACUUCAAAGAUCCGCUGGACGCUUUUGCCAAAGGAGAGGUUUUUAUUGGAAGUGCGGAGAAUAACUAUCAAGUACAAGAAGGACUUCCAAGCUCCACACAGGGGAACCACUGGCAGUAUGGCAUCACUAUAGUCACUCCGGAUAGGAAGUUCCUGUUUGCCUGUGAGACUGACACUGAUCGGGCUGAGUGGGUGGCAGCUUUCAGAACAGUUCUCAGCCGGCCUAUGCUUCCACAAGAAUAUGCAGUGGAAGCUCACUUCAAGCAUAAACCAUAGAAGAUGGAUUCGUCCACAUGUUUACAAAUGCACAAGGUUUACAGCUGAGAAAAAUAAAUUCACCUGAACAAAUGACUGAUAAUGGGGGAAAAAAGCUCACUAAUAAUAAAAAAGAACAAAUGCUAAGUGUGUGUUCCAAGCGCCAGUCUGGAUCGGCUGGAAUACGUUGGGACCAACUGAUUUCCAUGUUUCACUACACUUGUGUCAGGAAGUGCUAAGCUUGUGCCAGUGUUGUCUGUCUCUGUGUCAUGAACAAGCGCACUCUAGUGCCGAGUCUGGAACAGGAACCGCACUGCGUCUGCCCCUCUGCACCAGUUAUCCCUCUGUAUGUUGGCCAAGGAGCACUUACAGUAUGCUUUCUGCAACAAAUGUCACCGUGUAGAAAAUGCCAACAUUUUCAUUCCUAUUUGCAUUAAAAUGGGAGAUACACAGGCAGGACUCAUAUUUGCACUCUCGGAGCCUGGAUAUUUCCACCAACCUGACUGGUCAUAUUCCAUAGCCUGAACAUCCUUCUUCAGCAUAGGAACCAAGACCAGUGGGACCUACAGUUCCAUGAAGAUUCACUUUCCAUACACUUUCCAUGAAGAUCGGAUUCACAUACACAAUUAGAAACCAAGGGCAGCCAAGCAGGAUUCAUUUGCUGUAAAAUAUUGAGCACCUAGGUUUGUACCUGUAUAGAAAUGAUCUAUCGGGGCUUCUGUAUUCAAUAUUCCGAAAAUAUAGGGACAUCAUUUAUUGUCCUCGUGGAACAUGGAUCAUCUUUCCAUUUAUACUUAGGAGGAGCAGGCGCCAUAUUGUUUGCGGCAACAACCGAACCUAUGAAGGCCUAUGAAGUGUGGCUCUCCAAUAUGAAGGAAUUAUGUGUACAAAUCAAGAGCAACACCUUCACACCUCUGUCUGGCAGUGACACCUAUCUAUCAAUGGGUAAUAUAUUUCCAAGCUGUUCUGGUUAUUCCCCCCUCUCGGCCUCCUGGCCUUGUAUGGUACUUCACUGUCACUGGGUGACCCUAUAUCAUUAAGCACAAUUAUAGUCCAGCCCAGUGUGUCUGGGUGUAAUUAUAUCCUAAAUAAUCUUUCAUGUCGGCUUUAAACUUAGUAAUGUUAAAGAAUCGCCGGAGCUGACCAAUGACAUUCUGCUUGGAAAUCUGUAUUAUUUUAAAAGGGAAAUAUAUUUUGUUUAUGUAAGGUUUAUCUUCCAGUUAGAAGGAGGUCUAUACAUUCUGAAAUAUUCUGUUCUGGUGCAUAUGGAAUCUCAAGUGGCAAGUACGUAUGGAAUAUAGGAAUAUUCUGCACUCACUGUAGCACAUCUCCUGGAUGUUUUAAAAAAUAUAUGUCAGAUGAAUGCUACUUAGAAAAUGGGCAUAUAUUUGCCAUUCUAAUAUGAAUAGUCACAGGAAGUCAAACGUGAGGGCCAUGAAUUUGUGUGAUUGGGGAUGGGCAUGACUGGAUUUAGGUACCAGGUAUCUGUGUAUCUGUGUGUGAGCUUAUAUGUGGGUCACAGCUGUAUAUGGGGUAUUGGUAAUAUUGCAAUAUUUACACAUUCUUACCAUAAAUACAGAAGGCUCUCAUUCAGCGGAAGCAGGCCGGGUCUGGGAUUCAAAAUAGGCCCUGGCAUUUCAAGUACACAAACAGCCUCCCACCAGCCCAAUACAUAGUGACUGUCUAUGGCAUCUUACAGCAGUCCCUCUGGCAUUUGCCAGAAUCCACAGAUUGCCAGUUCUGACAUGGAAGGUAGAAUAUUGUUUGUGGACAAGUUAUGAAAGGAGCACAGGAAUUAUGUGCAUAUAUAGCAAUUUAACAUGGAUUUGCAAAACAAAAAUAAUCUUAAUAAUAAUGAGAGUGCUUAGUCACAACAAACCUCUGAUAAAGGCUGGCCUGCUAAAUGAGUCCACUUCCCUUAUAUACUAAUGGUCCCGCCCUGUGGUACUAUGCUAUUUAAUCAGUCAUUCAUGUGUUGUUUCAACUCUGCAAUCUGCACUUUUUAGAUUGCUUUUCACUGAGAUGAAUUUGUAGAACUUUGGGCUUAGGGUAAAAAAAACAGUCCAUUUAGCUGGCCAACAACAUAUAGAAGAGUGGUAUAGCCCAUACUAGUAAUAAAAUUGGUAGGUGCCACCCAGAUGUCCUAUCAUGGCAGCCAAGUCUAGGAUACAUGUAGCUGGAACCUGAGUCAUGGGACUGUAACCAGGGUAUAAAAAGCCCAUUUGCCAUUAACACAGACAAGUACAGAAGUACAUCACACACAAACUAGAGGAGACUCACCCGUCUCCAUUUAUGUUGUUCCCAGGAACAUAUUAUCAUUCAUUAAAGCCUAGCAUAACCGAUUAUAUUUUUAGUCCUUGAGAGCAUUUUUUACACUUGAAUUUGAAACAACAGCGCCACCUGCUGGUAAUUUUGACUGCUUGCGAGAGAAGAGUUAUCUGGUGUUUCUCUGGUCCGUUCUAAGCAGGUCAAUUUCCUCUGCUGACUGUGGCCAGUCUACCGAAGGGACAGCAGUUGGCGCUGUUGUUAAAGAUUAAUGUCUUGAAAACUAUAAAAAAAAUAAUGCAAAUUGCAAUAAUGCUCAGAAAGCAUUAACAGAGAAGAUGAAUUUACCUCCUGAAUUCAGUAUGAGUGUGGGAAGGGGGUGCAGGGAGUCACAGGGAGUUGUGUGCAAGUGAUUAGGGACAUGUUACACACGUCGGUCCCUGGUUGAAUAAAGGACGAUGGACAGACUUUGAGCAAUGCCUGCCAUAUGGAUAAUAGUAGGAAUGGGCCCAAGCCGUGUGUGUCUUACAGUACAAACAUUCUUUAUAUUUAAAGCAAUUAUAUAUGUUUCUUCCUAAUUUUGUUUCAAGUGGAAAAAACUGUACAUACAGUGUAAAUAUGUUCUGAGAUGUGUGAGAUUCAGUUCAUAUCCUGAUUAUAAUGUGAUAACUAGUUAACCAAGGGAGAUGCCACAGACAGAUAUUGAAGGGAUAUCCCCUGCAUAGACUUUUCCAUUGCUCCAAGGAAUUACUGUGAGCGCCUCCCUUUAAUAUCAGAUACAAUAUAUAUAACAGUCAUUCGAUUUUAGAUGCUGCUGGCUGAGUAACAUUAGUUAAUGAACCAAUCUCCUGCUAUUUUAAAGUGUCCCAUCUUUUGGGUCGGGACCUAGAAAUGGGAUCCCUGCUGUUUAGGGGGGUCUCCAUGAUCCCCUGGGGUACAGUGGCAUUCCUUCUUACAAGGUGCAGUGUUUGAGCCAUGAAGGUCUGAAAAUAUAUUUAUGUUAUAUAUAUAUUAUAUUGUCUGUGUAUAUGGCCUUUCAGCUGUGGGGAAUGCUGGGAGGCACAUUUCAACAACAAGGAUACCCUCAAUGGAAAUGAGAAUUUGAAACAAGGAAUAAUAGACUGAGAUUGCACAGGGCAUAAAGAUGAAGUUACUCCAACCCAAAGCCAAGUUAUAAUAUAACUUGGAAAUUGCUUAAAGCCGAAACAGUGGCAGAGGAUCUGGGCACUGACCUGCUUACUAAUUAUGGCACUACCAUCUUUGUUUUUCUGCAUUUACUAAAUACCCAAACAGAGAGACCAAUCCAGGUAGGUUAAAAACUGGGUGUGUUUUGGCCACACCUGCUGCAUAGGCCCCGCCCCUGACUGCAGUCCUGUUUUUGAGAAUUUUCAUGCGCUGGUGCAGUAAACUUUAAUGUAAGUGCAAAUUACAGGGGGUGACCCAUGAGUGGGGGGUGAAAUCAGGGUGGUGCCCAAAAAAUGAACAAACUCCUCCGUAGAAGAACAAAAUACAGGUUGAAAGGUUGGUAGGGAUUGGACAAUAGCUUUAUAAUGAGAACAUGUGGGAGCGGGAAUGGGGAUAAGUAACUUAGUACUGUAUGAAGAUAGAUUCAUUUUUUUUUUAUAUCCUUUCCCUAUAAGACAUUGCAAUUUGCAAUUCUCUCAGUGGGUGCUGCCAUGCUGCUUGCCUCGGCAUAGGUACUCUCCGUGGAUUACUGUUUUUGCCUGCUUGUGCUCCUGUAUAUCAGGAUUUUGCAUUGGAUGUCUAUGGAGAACAGUUCAGUCUGAGGCAGUCUGACAGCAGCAGCUUUUUAUGCUUACGGUCAAUAGAAAUGUUGAGAGAAGUUCUGUUGGUAGAGCUAUUAUACCCCAAUAUAUAAAAUAAACACCUACAAAAAUCAUUUUAGUAGGAAACUUUUAUAUAUCUGGGCCUCGGUGAGUGGUGGGGUCACUAGAGAGAAGGAUGUGCUUUGGCCGCUCUAUGGUGGUUAUUUAAUAAAAGGUGCACAGUUUGCUACAGUUCCUGUUACCCAUAGCAACCAGUCAGCACGUAGCAUCUCCUGGCCACAUGGUUUAAAAGCUAACAGAUUAUUGGUUACUAUGGGUUACUGCACCUGGGCAAACUUUGUGCCUUUUAUUACAUAUGUGGCUAUGAGUAAUGUACCUACAUGUGCCCUCCCCUGUAUUGUACAUAGCAUGUGAUUCUGAAUGUAUAGCAGCUGCACAGAGAUUGGUGUGUGUUUGUAAAUAACUAUGCUGUGAACAUUUGUUUGGUCGCCAAUAGUUGUACUAAAUAUUAUUCUGAUCAAUAAAUUAUUACUUCAAACAAA